AUGUCCGACUCCAGCGAUCCCUCAACUCGGAUUCUUGAUCACAUCGUGCACCUCAGCCCGCCCGGCCGCCUUCAAGAGACCGUAGAGGCGUUCAGAGCACUCGGGUUCACAGUCAGCCCAGGCGGAACGCACGCCGACGGCCUAACAGCAAACGCCCUCGUCAUCCUCGCCGACGGCGUCUACCUCGAGCUCAUCCACUUCACCCGCCCACCCCCACCCGACAGCACGCACCCCUGGGCCGCAAAGCAGCCGGGCUGGGUCGACUUCGCACACCUCGGGAACGCGGGCACGCCCUCCAUCUCCGCGACGAUCAACGCGCGCGCGGAAGCCGAGGGGAGCGGCGUGCACUACGCGCAGGAGAUCCCUGGAGGCCGGACGCGGGAGGACGGGCGGGUGCUCAAGUGGCUCAUCUCGGGGAUCGAGGAUGCGGGUCUGCGCGGACGGCUGCCGUUCUUUUGCGGGGACUUGACUCCCAGGGCGUGGCGUGUUCCGCUCGAGCCGCGCUCUAACACCGAGCACGCGAACACCACGAUCGGCGUUGCGCACGUCAAGCAUCUGGUUGCCCCGGAAGAGCUGCCUGCGUACGCGAAUCAGCUUACUUCCGUCUUGGGCGUGUCGCCAAAGGAGUCGACCUCGACGAAGGUCGUUUGGGAACUCGAGAAACAACCAUCGCAUCGGGACGCAGCGGCCGGCGCCCCCGUGCUGAUUAUCAGUGCGCCACAGAAUGAGGAGGAGCGGGAGUAUCUCCGUGGCCGAGGUUCUGGAGUAUACGAGCUAGCGUUCGCGGUCGAGGAUCCAGAGAAGGAAGGUGUAGGAUCCACGCCGCAAGGCCGAGUUGUGUGGAAAAGUGCAGGGCGGUCGUAGUGGCAGUAUACUUCUGUGCUGUGGCUAAACAUUGAUCAAGAACGGUCGGAA
Trametes versicolor FP-101664 SS1 is the source of this 915-nucleotide messenger RNA. RefSeq lists its product as uncharacterized. Lineage: Eukaryota; Fungi; Basidiomycota; Agaricomycetes; Polyporales; Polyporaceae. The coding region runs from base 1 to 864 and encodes 287 amino acids. The transcript is spliced from 3 exons. The record is from RefSeq and is a predicted model, not a curated record.